Molecule: messenger RNA, 12087 nt
Organism: Jatropha curcas
Lineage: Eukaryota; Viridiplantae; Streptophyta; Magnoliopsida; Malpighiales; Euphorbiaceae
Product: E3 ubiquitin-protein ligase UPL1
Biological process (GO): ubiquitin-dependent protein catabolic process; protein polyubiquitination
Cellular component (GO): cytoplasm
Molecular function (GO): protein binding; ubiquitin protein ligase activity
Source: RefSeq, a predicted model, not a curated record
CUCUUGCUUUUCUCUGAUAUAAAUACAAUGCACUCUCGUUAGCUUUCUUCUCUGUUAUAAUUCUUCACCACUUCUCUCUCUCUCUUUCUCUCUAAAACCUCUAUUUCAUCUCUCUCUCUCUCUCUCUAGACGUACAAUUCUCUAUCUUUAUAUGAUACAUAAAUACAUAUUCGAUCUCAUGGAAAACCCCUAAUUUUCGAUCGUACAAUCAAAAUCAAUUUUCAUCUCAAUUUCUAAAUUCCCUCUUCUUCAAUUUUCUAUUGUUUAUGUAGUUGCGGGGAUCCGAUCAUUGUCAAUAGUGAAUGAAAAACCCUACUUUGCCAGUUCAAAUUUGAUUUCAUUCUCUAAUUUUUACUAUUUUCCCACAUCGAUCGAUUCUCAAUUUUGGAGAAUUGAUUGAUUGGUUAUCGAUCGUUUUGUUUUGUGCCUGCAAUGCUCUUUGAUUCAAGAUGAAGCUCAAGCGGAGGAGGUCCUUGGAAGUGCCUCCUAAAAUUAAAUCCUUCAUCAAUACUGUUACUACUAUUCCGCUUGAGAAUAUAGAAGAACCCCUAAAAAGUUUUGUCUGGGAGUUCGACAAGGGAGAUUUUCAUCAUUGGGUUGAUCUUUUUAACCAUUUUGAUUCAUUUUUUGAGAAGCACAUAAAACCAAGAAAAGAUUUGCAGGUGGAGGACAACUUUUUAGAAUCUGAUCCUCCCUUUCCAAGAGAAGCUGUCCUACAAAUUCUCCGUGUUAUCAGAAUAAUUUUGGAGAAUUGCACAAAUAAGCAUUUUUAUAGUUCUUACGAGCAGCAUCUUUCUUUUCUUAUUGCUUCCACCGAUGCAGAUGUAAUUGAGGCUUGCUUGCAGACUUUGGCUGCUUUUCUGAAGAAAACUAUUGGAAAAUAUUCCAUUAGAGAUACUUCAUUGAAUGCAAAGUUAUUUUCUCUUGCGCAAGGGUGGGGUGGAAAGGAAGAGGGUCUUGGAUUGAUUGCAUGUACUGUGCAAAAUGGUUGUGACCCUGUUGCUUAUGAGUUAGGUUGCACACUCCAUUUUGAGUUCUACGCAGUGGAUGAGUCAUUUACAAAUCAUUUUGAGAACCAUGGAAAAGAACAAUCAAACCAAGGUCUACAAAUCAUUCAUUUACCCAGUGUCAAUACUUGUCCAGAAACAGAUCUAGAUCUUUUGAACAAGUUAGUUGAAGAGUACAAAGUACCUCCCAGUUUAAGAUUUUCACUAUUGACAAGAUUGCGGUUUGCAAGGGCUUUUGGCUCCUUAGCAUCUCGACAGCAGUAUACUUGCAUUCGACUGUAUGCUUUCAUUGUUCUUGUUCAAGCAAGCAGUGAUGCUGAUGACCUAGUUUCUUUCUUUAACUCUGAGCCAGAGUUUGUUAAUGAAUUGGUUUUACUGCUGAGUUAUGAAGAUGCAAUUCCUGAGAAAAUUCGUGUGCUUUGUCUUCUGUCGUUGGUUGCUCUUUCUCAAGAUCGGUCCCGACAACCAACUGUGUUGGCUGCUGUUACAUCUGGUGGGCAUCGUGGCAUCCUAUCUAGCCUUAUGCAGAAAGCUAUCGAUUCUGUUGUUAGUGGUACAUCAAAGUGGUCUGUCGUUUUUGCUGAGGCUUUACUAUCUCUUGUCACUGUUUUGGUCUCAUCAUCAUCAGGUUGCUCAGCCAUGCGAGAGGCAGGGUUUAUCCCCACUCUUCUACCUCUCCUUAAGGAUACAGAUCCCCAGCACUUGCAUUUGGUUGGCUCAGCAGUGCAUAUUCUAGAAACUUUCAUGGAUUUCAGCAACCCUGCUGCUGCAUUGUUUAGAGAAUUGGGUGGUUUGGAUGAUACUAUUUCCCGCCUGAAGGUAGAAGUGUCAUAUGUGGAAAAUGGUUCAAAGCAACAAGUUGAUGACUCUGAUACUGGGGGGAGAAGUGUACAGACAGUUUCUGGUGCUUCUUCUGAGCUAGAUAACAUACACCCUCUAUAUUCUGAAGCACUGGUUUCUUAUCACCGGCGGUUACUGAUGAAAGCGCUGUUACGAGCUAUAUCCCUUGGAACAUAUGCCCCUGGAAACACUUCUCGUAUCUAUGGAUCUGAGGAAAGUUUGCUGCCACAAUGCUUAUGUAUAAUCUUUAGAAGAGCAAAAGAUUUUGGUGGUGGGGUGUUUUCACUAGCAGCAACUGUCAUGAGUGAUCUAAUUCACAAGGAUCCUACCUGUUUUCCUGUAUUAGAUGCGGCUGGUCUUCCUUCUGCUUUCCUAGAUGCUAUUAUGGAUGGUGUUCUCUGCUCUGCAGAAGCAAUAAUGUGCAUACCUCAGUGUUUGGAUGCCUUGUGCCUGAACAACAAUGGUCUUCAGGCUGUGAAAGAUCGUAAUGCUUUGAGGUGCUUUGUGAAGAUAUUUGCAUCUAGAACGUAUUUGCGUGCCCUUCCUGGUGAUACGCUAGGGUCACUGUCUACUGGACUGGAUGAACUAAUGCGCCAUGCUUCCUCUCUGCGUGGACCUGGUGUGGAUAUGGUUAUUGAAGUGUUGAAUGCCAUUUCAAAAAUUGGGUCUGGAGUGGAUGCCUCUUGCUUAUCCUCAGAUCCUCCAAGCUGCUCCACACCUGUUCCCAUGGAAACUGAUGCCGAUGAAAGGUGUCCAGUUUCAUCUGAUGAUAGGGAACCUAACAGGAUGGAUAGUUCAGAGCAUGCAGCUGAUGUGUCUGCUGAUGCUUCAAUAGUGAAUAUUGAGUCAUUCCUUCCUGACUGUGUAAGCAAUGCAGCUCGUCUUCUAGAAACAAUUCUUCAGAAUGCUGACACAUGUCGUAUAUUCAUUGAGAAGAAGGGAAUUGAUGCUGUUCUGCAAUUAUUUAACUUGCCUCUAAUGCCCCUUUCAGCAUCAAUUGGCCAGAGCAUUUCUAUUGCCUUUAAGAACUUCUCUCAACAGCACUCUGCUUCUUUGGCUCGUGCAGUAUGCUCAUUCUUGAGAGAACAUCUGAAAUCCACAAAUGAACUUUUCGUUUCAGUUGGAGGAACUCAGCUUGCUGCAAUAGAAUCUACAAAACAAACAAAGGUCCUGCGAUAUCUUUCCAGCCUUGAGGGUAUACUGUCUCUCUCCAAUUUUUUGUUGAAAGGGACUAGUACUGUUGUCUCUGAAUUGGGUACUGCAGAUGCUGAUGUUCUGAAGGACCUUGGGAAGACAUACCGGGAGAUAAUCUGGCAAAUUUCUUUAUGUAAGGACUCCAAAGUGGAGGAGAAGAGGCAUACAGAUCAAGAAACUGAGAAUGCUGAUGCGUCUUCCUCUAAUGUUAUUGGAAGAGAUAGUGAUGAUGAUUCAAAUAUUCCAGUUGUGAGAUACAUGAACCCAGUUUCUAUCAGGAGCAGUUCUCAGUCUCUUUGGGGUGGAGAACGUGAGUUUCUCUCAGUUCUUCGCUCAGGUGAAGGCCUAAACCGUCGUAGUCGACAUGGGCUGGCACGCAUACGUGGUGGGAGAACUGGUCGGCACUUGGAUGCCUUAAACAUUGAUUCUGAAGUUCCGCCAAAUGUACCAGAAACAUCAUCACAGGAUGUGAAAAAGGUGAGUCCUGAUGUUCUUGUCCUGGAAAUUCUGAACAAGCUGGCUUCCACACUGCGCUCUUUCUUCACAGCCCUUGUAAAAGGAUUUACAUCACCAAAUCGUCGCAGAGCUGAUGUAGGAUCAUUGAGUGCAGCUUCGAAAACCCUGGGAACUGCCUUAGCAAAAAUAUUUCUUGAAGCUCUCGGUUUCUCUGGUUAUUCUACUUCUGGGCUCGAUAUGUCAUUAUCAGUAAAAUGUCGAUAUCUUGGAAAGGCUGUGGAUGAUAUGGCAGCUCUGACAUUUGAUUCUAGGCGUCGAACUUGCUACACAGCAAUGGUAAAUAAUUUUUAUGUACAUGGAACCUUUAAGGAACUGCUGACUACAUUUGAAGCCACAAGUCAAUUGUUAUGGACUCUACCUUACCCUUUUCCAACGGCUACUGCUGAUCAUGAGAAGGCUGUUGAAGGAAAUAAAUUAUCUCACAGCACAUGGCUGCUGGAUACAUUACAAAGCUAUUGCCGUGUGCUUGAGUACUUUGUCAAUUCCUCUUUACUUUUGUCCCAAACAUCUGCAUCCCAGGCCCAGCUGCUUGUUCAGCCAGUUGCUGUUGGUUUAUCAAUUGGUCUGUUUCCUGUUCCAAGGGACCCCGAAGUGUUUGUUCGCAUGUUGCAAUCUCAAGUUCUGGAUGUUGUAUUGCCUGUCUGGAACCAUAAUAUGUUUCCAAAUUGUAAUUCAGGAUUUGUUGCUUCUAUUGUUUCGGUUAUUACACAUAUAUACUCUGGUGUUGGAGAUGUCAAAAGGAAUCGCAGUGGUGUUGCAGGAAGCACAAAUCAAAGGUUCAUGCCACCACCUCCUGAUGAGGGUACCAUUGCCACGAUUGUUGAAAUGGGGUUUUCAAGGGCAAGAGCUGAGGAAGCAUUGAGAAGAGUAGAAACAAAUAGUGUUGAAUUGGCCAUGGAGUGGCUUUUCAGUCAUGCUGAGGAUCCUGUGCAGGAGGAUGAUGAACUGGCUCGGGCACUUGCUUUGUCAUUAGGGAAUUCUUCAGAAGGAUCUAAAGUUGACAAUGCAGACAAGUCAACAGAUCUACUGACAGAAGAAGCUCAAAUGAAGGCACCUCCUGUUGAUGAUAUUCUUGCAGCAUCGGUUAAAUUAUUUCAGCGUAGUGAUUCAAUGGCAUUCUCAUUGACAGAUUUGCUGGUAACCCUCUGCAAUCGGAACAAAGGAGAAGACCGUCCAAAGGUGGCAUCUUAUCUUAUUCAGCAGCUAAAGCUCUGUCCAUUGGACUUUUCAAAGGAUUCUAGUGCAUUGUGUAUGAUAUCACAUAUUUUAGCACUGCUUCUUUUUGAGGAUAGCAGUGUACGUGAAAUUGCUGCAGAGAAUGGUAUAAUACCUGCUACAAUAAAUAUCCUGAUGAAUUUCAAGGCUAGCAAUGCAUCAGCGAGUGAGAUUCUUGUCCCCAAAUGCAUCAGUUCUCUACUGCUUAUCCUGGAUAACAUGUUGCAGUCCAGGCCUAAAAUAUCUUCUGAAGCUGCUGAAGCAACUCAGACAGGAUCUCUGCCAGAUUCUUCACUUUCUGCAUCAGAUACAGAGGAAAAAUUACCUUCAGAUGUUCCUGAAAAAGAAACUGGCUCAGCUUUUGAGAAGAUAUUGGGGAAAUCUACUGGUUAUUUGACUAUUGAAGAGAGUCAUAAGGUGCUGCUACUUGCUUGUGACUUGAUGAAGCAGCAUGUUCCGGCUGUCAUUAUGCAGGCUGUUUUGCAGCUUUCUGCCCGCUUGACCAAAACUCAUGCUCUAGCACUUCAAUUUCUUGAAAAUGGAGGCUUAUCAGCUCUUUUUAAUCUUCCAAGGAGUUGCUUUUUCCCUGGAUAUGACACUGUUGCUUCUGCUAUUGUUCGGCAUCUCAUUGAAGAUCCUCAGACUUUGCAAACAGCUAUGGAAUUGGAGAUACGACAAACUUUGAGUGGAAACAGGCAUGCAGGCCGAACUAACUCACGGACAUUUUUAACAGCAAUGGCACCUGUUAUCUCCAGAGACCCUGUGGUAUUUAUGAGAGCUGCAGCUACUGUUUGUCAGUUGGAAUCAUCAGGGGGGAGGACUCUUGUGGUGUUAUCCAAGGAAAAAGAGAAGGAGAAAGAUAAAUCUAAGGCAUCAGGUGCUGAAGAAUCUGUCCGAAUUUCUGAAAGUAAGGUAAAUGAUGGUUCAGGUAAAUGUGCCAAAGGUCAUAAAAAGGUUCCUGCCAAUCUUACUCAAGUAAUUGAUCAGCUCCUUGACAUAAUUUUGAAAUACCCUUUGCCAAAAAGUGAGGAAGGCUGUGCAAGUGACUUAACUUCUAUGGAGGUGGAUGAACCUGCCACCAAGGUGAAGGGCAAAUCCAAGGUUGAUGAGACAAGGAAAAAGGAGUCAGAUUCUGAAAGAUCUGCAGGGCUGGCAAAGGUGACUUUUGUUCUCAAGUUAUUGAGUGAUAUUCUUCUUAUGUAUGUACAUGCAGUUGGGGUCAUACUGAGGCGGGAUUCAGAACUGUGUCAACUUCGUGGAUCUAAUCAAACAGAUAGUAUGGGGCAUGGGGGGUUACUUCAUCAUGUAUUGCAUGGGCUGCUUCCGAUAUCAAUUGACAAAUCGGCUGGACCUGAUGAUUGGAGAGACAAGUUGUCUGAAAAGGCUUCAUGGUUCCUGGUGGUUCUCUGUGGUCGUUCUGGAGAAGGGCGGAGGCGAGUAAUUAAUGAACUUGUAAAAGCUAUGUCAUCAUUCUCAAACUUGGAGAGCAAUUCAAGUAAAAGCAUGUUAUUGCCUGAUAAAAAGGUUUUUGCAUUUGCUGACUUGGUCUACUCUAUUCUGUCAAAAAAUGCAUCCUCUGGGAACUUGCCUAGUUCUGGAUGUUCGCCGGAUAUAGCAAAAAGCAUGAUUGAUGGGGGAAUGGUGCAGUGUCUAACAGGUAUUUUGCAAGUGAUUGAUUUGGACCAUCCUGAUGCUCCCAAGAUUGUUAAUCUUCUACUUAAGGCUUUGGAAAGCCUGACAAGAGCAGCUAAUGCCAGUGAACAAGUUCUAAAAUCUGAGGGUCUGAACAAGAAGAAAACCACCGGAUCAAAUGGAAGACACAAUGAUCAACCAACUACAACAGCUGCUGAGGCAAUAGAGCAUAAUCAGAAUAGUGGUGGAACAACAGAAAUUCCAAAUGCGGAGGACACUGAGGUACUGCAAUGCCAGGUUCCUACUGAAAUUGAGAGUAGCAAUGAUGCCCAUCCAAAUCAGUCUGCUCAGCAAGAUAUGAGGAUAGAAGUGGAAGAGACGAUAACCAACAACCCACCUGGGGAGAUAGGGAUGGAUUUCAUGCGUGAAGAAAUGGAAGAAGGUGGUGUAUUACACAACGCUGACCAAAUUGAUAUGACUUUUAGGGUUGAGAAUAGGGCGGAUGAUGAUAUGGGUGAUGAGGAUGAUGACAUGGGAGAUGAGGGUGAGGAGGAUGAUGAUGAUGGGGAGGAUGAGGAUGAGGAUAUUGCUGAAGAUGGUGCUGGCAUGAUGUCACUAGCAGAUACUGAUGUGGAAGAUCAUGAUGAUACUGGUUUGGGUGAUGAUUACAAUGAUGAGAUGAUUGAUGAAGAUGAUGAUUUUCAUGAACAUCGGGUCAUAGAGGUAAGGUGGAGGGAAGCCCUUGAUGGGCUAGAUCAUUUGCAGGUGCUUGGCCAACCUGGAGCUGCAGGCAGUUUAAUUGAUGUUGCAGCUGAGCCAUUUGAAGGGGUGAAUGUGGAUGACCUUUUUGGUCUUCGGAGGCCAUUGGGUUUUGAGCGUCGUCGCCAGAGCGGUAGAUCUUCUUUUGAGCGAUCUGUCACAGAAUCAAAUGGAUUUCAACAUCCCCUUCUGUUAAGGCCAUCACAAUCAGGGGAUCUAGUUUCUAUGUGGUCAUCAGGUGGGCAUUCAUCCAGGGAUCUAGAAGCUCUCUCAGCUGGGAGCUUUGAUGUAGCUCACUUUUACAUGUUUGAUGCUCCUGUUCUCCCAUACGAUCAUGUGCCGAGUAGUCUGUUUGGUGAUCGUUUGGGUAGUGCAGCUCCACCGGCUUUGUCUGAUUAUUCUGUAGGUAUGGACUCAUUACAGAUACAGGGACGAAGAGGUCCAGGAGAUGGCCGGUGGACUGAUGAUGGUCAGCCCCAAGCAAGUACCCAAGCUGCAGUGAUUGCACAAGCAGUGGAGGAACAGUUCCUUUCACAGUUGCGCAGUCUGGCUCCAGCCAGUGGUCAUACUGAAAGGCAGUCCCAGCAUUCAGGAGUGCAAGAGAGUCAACCAUCUAAUGACCCCCCUUCCAAUGAUGGCCAGGUAUUGUUGGAAGGUGAUAACACCAGCGGCCAGCAAACUGAAGUUCAACAACAGGAAAAUGGUAAUGAAGGGUCCCAUCACCUUAAUCCUACAGUUGAGAGAUUUUCUUGCCAAGAGCAGGUCAACCCCUCAUCCUCAGUUGAAGAUGCUGGUGAAUGUCUACAUGUGCACGAGCCCAUGUUAGUUCAAACAAUUUCUCUGAACAGUACACCGAAUAGUCAUGAGAACAUGGAGAUUGGGGAGGGCAAUGGCGCUGCAGGUGAUCAGCUGGAGACAAUGCCAGAGCCGGUUAAUUCAUCUUCUCAAUAUCAUGCUACUCUGCAAUGUGAAGGGGUUCCUGAAGCACUGCAUGAUGUGCCUGUUCAGGCUGUAAGUUGUGAUGGAUCAGCAAGAAUGGACAGUCAGUCCAAUAAUCACGAGUUCAUGGAUUCUGGUUUGGUAAUGCCUAAUGUUGAUUGCGCAAAUGUUGAUGUUGAUAUGAGUGGUACUGAUGCUGAAGGAGGUCAAUCUCAGCAACCCAUUCCUGCUUCUGAACAUGGUGUCGAUGAGCCAUCAUCUGGGCAAGAAACGGUGGUUCUUGAGGAAGCUAAUCAAGCUGAGCAACUUAAUUCAAAUAAUGAAUCUUCUGGUGCAAAUGCAAUUGAUCCAACCUUCUUGGAGGCUCUACCUGAAGAUUUAAGGGCAGAAGUUCUAGCUUCUCAGCAAGCUCAAUCAGUCCAACCUCCAACUUAUACGCCACCUCCUGUUGAUGAUAUUGAUCCCGAGUUUUUGGCUGCCCUUCCUCCGGAUAUCCAAGCAGAAGUUUUGGCGCAGCAAAGGGCACAGAGGAUUGCACAGCAGGCUGAAGGACAGCCUGUUGACAUGGAUAAUGCUUCAAUAAUUGCUACUUUUCCUGCUGAUUUGCGUGAAGAGGUACUUUUGACUUCUUCAGAAGCAGUAUUAUCAGCAUUGCCUUCUCCAUUGCUUGCUGAAGCCCAAAUGCUAAGGGAUCGGGCAAUGAGUCAUUACCAGGCUCGCAGCCUCUUUGGAAGCAGCCACAGGCUGACUAGUCGCAGAAAUGGCUUGGGGUUUGAUAGGCAGACAGUGAUGGACAGGGGUGUAGGAGUUACCAUUGGACGUAGGGCAGCUUCUGCUAUAGCAGCAGAUAGCUUGAAGGUGAAGGAAGUUGAAGGUGAGCCACUUCUGGAUGCUAAUGCAUUGAAAGCAUUGAUCCGACUCCUACGGUUGGCACAGCCCCUUGGGAAAGGCCUUCUGCAGAGACUUCUGUUAAACCUUUGUGCGCAUAGCAUUACAAGGGCAACAUUAGUCCGUCUUUUGCUUGAUAUGAUUAAACCUGAGGCUGAAGGGUCAGUUAGUGGAUUGGCAAGCAUCAAUUCGCAGAGGCUUUAUGGCUGUCAAUCAAAUGUUGUUUAUGGUCGAUCUCAGUUAUUGGAUGGUCUUCCUCCCUUGGUUUUGCAUCGGAUUCUUGAAAUUUUGACAUAUUUGGCUAAAAAUCAUUCAUCAAUUGCAAAUAUGUUGUUGUAUUUGGAUCCCUCAAUUGUCCCAGAGCAUUUAAGUCCAAAGUAUUUGGAAACUAAGAUGGAUAAGGGAAAGGAGAAAAUUGAGGAUGAAGGUGAUCCAUCAAAACCGUUGGUAAAUGUAGAUCAUGUUCCACUGAUUCUAUUCCUGAAGCUCUUGAACCAACCAAUUUUUUUACGCAGCACUGCCCACCUUGAGCAGGUUAUGGGAUUGCUUCAAGUAGUAAUUUAUACAGCUGCAUCAAAAUUAGAGUGCCGGUCCCUAUAUGGAACAGCAACCAAGAACUCCGAAAAGCAAACUGCCACUGAAGCUUCAGGUGAUGUUCAAAAGGAUCCUCCAUUGGAACCAGAAUGUAGUCAAGAAGAUAAAUCUGCUAGUGAAUUAUCCAUUUCAGAUGGGAAGAAGAACCUUGAUACAUGUAGCAUUUUCCUGCAACUGCCACUACCUGAUUUGCGCAAUCUGGGCAGCCUUCUUGGUCGUGAAGGGCUGUCAGAUAAAGUUUACAUGCUAGCUGGAGAAGUGCUGAAGAAAUUGGCCUCAGUUGCUGCAUCUCAUAGAAAGUUUUUUACUUCAGAGCUUUCAGAAUUGGCCCAUGGUUUGAGCAGUUCAGCAGUCAGUGAGCUUGUCACUCUGAGGAAUACACAGAUGCUGGGUCUUAGUGCUGGCUCCAUGGCUGGUGCUGCAAUUCUGCGUGUAUUACAGGCGCUCAGUUCACUCAUUUCAGCCAGUACUAAUGAGAAUAUUGAGCUUGAGGGUGAUGGAGGACAGGAGGAGCAGGCCACCACCAUGUGGAACUUGAAUAUUGCACUUGAGCCUUUGUGGCGAGAACUGAGUGAAUGCAUAAGUGUUACUGAGACGCAGUUGGGUCAGAGCUCUUUCAGUCCAACCAUGUCACACAUAAAUUUGGGGGACCAUGUGCAGGGAACUUCUUCAUCUCCUCUUCCUCCUGGAACCCAGAGAUUACUGCCUUUUAUUGAAGCAUUCUUUGUUUUGUGUGAAAAGCUGCAAGUGAACAAUUCUUUCAUGCAGCAAGAUCAUGCUGAUGUAACUGCAAGAGAAGUCAAAGAGUCUGCCGGGGGUUCGGUUUCAUUGACCACAUGCAGUACAGAUUCUCAGAGAAAGCUUGACGGUUCUGUCACAUUUGCUAGGUUUGCUGAGAAGCAUCGUAGGCUAUUGAAUACUUUUAUUAGACAGAAUCCUGGCUUGUUGGAGAAAUCACUUUCUAUGAUGUUGAAAGUACCCAGACUGAUUGAUUUUGACAACAAGAGGGCUUAUUUCCGCUCGAGAAUAAGGCAGCAGCAUGAGCAACACCUCUCUGGCCCUUUGCGGAUCAGUGUUCGGCGGGCAUAUGUCUUGGAGGAUUCAUAUAAUCAGUUAAGGAUGCGACCUAGUCUGGAUCUUAAGGGACGGUUAAAUGUACAGUUCCAGGGUGAAGAGGGUAUUGAUGCUGGGGGUUUGACCAGAGAAUGGUAUCAACUACUGUCAAGGGUUAUUUUUGACAAGGGAGCAUUGCUUUUUACUACUGUGGGGAGUAAUGCAACUUUCCAGCCAAACCCUAAUUCUGUAUAUCAAACCGAGCACCUUUCUUACUUCAAGUUUGUGGGUCGUGUGGUUGCAAAGGCACUAUUUGAUGGGCAACUUUUGGAUGUUUAUUUUACACGGUCUUUCUACAAGCACAUUCUUGGAGUAAAGGUGACCUACCAUGACAUAGAGGCAGUCGAUCCUGACUAUUACAAAAAUUUGAAGUGGAUGCUGGAGAAUGAUGUGAGUGACAUACCUGACUUGACAUUCAGCAUGGAUGCUGAUGAGGAGAAGCACAUCCUUUAUGAGAAAACUGAGGUUACUGAUUAUGAGCUUAAACCUGGAGGAAGAAAUAUAAGGGUUACAGAAGAGACCAAACAUGAGUAUGUAGACCUUGUUGCUGAUCAUAUCUUGACAAAUGCUAUUCGUCCUCAAAUCAAUUCCUUCUUGGACGGGUUCACUGAGUUGGUUCCCCGUGAACUUAUUUCCAUUUUUAAUGAUAAAGAGCUGGAGCUACUAAUCAGCGGACUUCCUGAAAUUGAUUUGGAUGAUCUAAAAGCCAACACCGAGUAUACUGGCUAUACUGCAGCAUCCAGUGUUGUUCAGUGGUUUUGGGAGGUUGUUAAAGGUUUUAACAAGGAAGACAUGGCAAGACUGCUUCAAUUUGUUACUGGAACAUCAAAGGUUCCACUAGAGGGUUUCAAGGCUCUGCAGGGUAUAUCAGGCCCUCAAAGGUUUCAGAUUCACAAGGCAUAUGGAGCUCCUGAGCGGCUGCCCUCAGCUCACACAUGCUUUAACCAGCUUGACCUCCCCGAGUAUACCACCAAGGAACAGCUUCAAGAAAGAUUGCUACUUGCUAUACAUGAAGCAAGUGAAGGUUUUGGAUUUGGUUAAUGACAUAGUUUAAUGCAACGCUGUUGGCCAGAAAUUCUAGCAUUCAGUCUUUAGAUUUUGUGUACAUACAGGGGAUUGAUUGAGGAAGGAGGAUAGGAAUGAUUUAGAAUAAAUGCGGAAUUACAUAUGCUCAUCAUAGUUGGAUUUCAAGGCAUUGCUGCUCUGCAGAGGUGGGAGGAGAAGCUCUGUAGCAACUAGCAAAAAUGGGGUUGGGUUUGUAUAUCAUUUUUGGGGUUUCUUGCAUGACAGCAGCGUUAUAUCUUCUUUUCAGAGCAUACAAAAUGUUGAUAGACAAAUGUUACUUCAAUGUUUAUAUUAGUAGGAUUUUUCCUUUACUAAUAUUCUUUAA